AAUUUUGUUACUUUUUAACUUUAUUCCUUUUUAUCAACCUUUUCAAAGACUCAACUCGCUUUUUUCUGUUCAUUUCUCUCUUCAAUCAAAUCGAUCUCGACCCCAAUAACCGAUUUCAUAUUCACCAUGACUCUUGGCUCUGCAGGAUCAAGUGUCGUGGUACCUCGAAAUUUCAGAUUGCUGGAGGAAUUGGAACGUGGAGAAAAAGGAAUUGGAGAUGGUACUGUGAGUUAUGGAAUGGAUGAUGGAGAUGACAUUUACAUGCGAUCCUGGACUGGCACUAUUAUAGGUCCUCAUAAUUCUGUACACGAAUCUCGCAUAUAUCAAUUGAAGCUAUUCUGUGACAAAGAUUAUCCAGAGAAACCUCCAAGUGUUCGCUUCCAUUCUCGGAUUAACAUGACUUGCGUUAACCGUGAUACCGGCGUGGUGGAACCGAAGAAAUUUGCAGUUCUGGGAAACUGGCAGCGGGAGUACACGAUGGAACAUAUACUGACACAGCUGAAGAAAGAGAUGGCAGCUUCACACAACCGUAAGCUGGCUCAGCCUCCCGAGGGGACCUAUUUCUAAGGGACCAUAUACAGAUAUUGUAGUUUGUGUUUUGAUAUUGAAAUAUAAAGGGGAAUGCCCACUGUACUCCUGGCUUCUUGAUACUGCAUUCCCCUAUGAACGUAUUGAUGGAUUACUUGAUUUCUUUUGCGUGCCAAUGUCAUUUUAGCGUAUUAUAGCUAUUGGAUUUUGUGAACUCUCUCGUUUGUAUUUUGGAAAAUAAGAUAGAUAUUGUACUGAGGCUUCCUGCUCACAUAA
Molecule: messenger RNA, 804 nt
Organism: Olea europaea var. sylvestris
Lineage: Eukaryota; Viridiplantae; Streptophyta; Magnoliopsida; Lamiales; Oleaceae
Product: ubiquitin-conjugating enzyme E2 variant 1C-like
Exons: 4
Coding region: 127-567 (146 amino acids)
Biological process (GO): DNA damage tolerance; protein K63-linked ubiquitination
Cellular component (GO): nucleus
Source: RefSeq, a predicted model, not a curated record